AUGGCGUCGAGUUCGGACGAAGGCGAGAUCGUCGAGAACGCCGCUAAAGAUUUGAAGGCAACUUCACUGCAGCAUACUGGAGGAAGCAGUGUUGACCGUCAAGACAGAAACAAAAGUAGACUUUCCACUCCGGAUCACGAUUCGGCUUCUAGAUACAGCAACGGGUCACGACGAAGCAUUUCACCCCGUGGCUACAAGCGAUCGCACGACGAAAGAGACAGGGAUAGGGAUCACUACAACUCCAGGCCUCGCGAUCAAGGCUAUCGCCGGAACUACGAGGAUGCGCGACGUGACGACCAUCGCAAGCCGCGAGGACAAUACGAUGACCUAGAUCGACCUGCAUCGCGCACUUCAAAUUUCAGCUACGGGGGCCGCGAUCGGAGCCGCGACCGAGACAACUACCGCGAUGGAGACCGAGAUCGGUUUUCCAACAAACGACCUCGAAACAGGAGUCGCUCUCCUCAAAUAUCUCGACCUUCGGAUAGAGGCAGGUUUGAUCGUUUUGUCAGAGAAGGCCAAUACGAUCGUCGCGACGAUGGGCCGAGGGAACUUAAGUAUGACGACAGCUCGAGAAAUGGCGGUUCUAUGUCCAAGAGGACGACUGUAGGAGAGGCUUCACGCGCCGAAGGACAUCAUGCUAAACCUGAACAAGGCCUUACAAAUGGACAUGGCACUUCCAAGGCUUCUCAGCGGGAGCCAGCAGCUCAGAAGGAACCCGAACGAAAACCGGAACCUGAGCCAGAGCCCGACUACGAAGAGCCUGAGCCUUUUGACGAAGAAGCUGAAAUCGAGCGACGCCGCAAGCGACGUGAGGAGAUCCUGGCUAAGCACAGUUCUGCGACUCCUCUCCUUCUCCAUGCUGUAGGUGCUGCUGCAAGUAAAGCUCACGGAGCUUCUCCUGCGUCCACCGCCCCCGACACGCCCAUGAGAGCACAAUCCGACAUUGAAAGCCCGCGCACUCCCCGAUCAGACAUCGCUUCACCACGCUCUCCCGGAUCACAUACCGAAAUGUCUCCUGGGGGCAUCAACUUCCUCGAUGACAGGAACCUGAUGAACAGCCACGGGAAGGCUCAGCCAGACGAGGAGGAUGGCCCCUCGGCCGCUGACUACGAUCCUACUGGAGACAUGAAGGAGGAUGAACGACGACAUGAGCUCCGCCACGGAAACGUCGUACUUCAUGGUGAGCAGCAUCCCAUUGCAACGGAACAACAGCCACAGGAAGAUGUUCAGAAAGAGUCUACCGAAAAGACCGGCGGUGAUGAUGACGAUGAUGACUUCGAUAUGUUUGCGGAAGACUUUGACGAGGAAAAGUAUGCCACAAAACCUGUCGAGCCGGUCGCGCCUAUCGAGGGCGACGGCAAGGCCCCUGAUGUCCCAGCUAUCAAGGGAGGUAUUCUCGAAGGUGACGACAAAGAUGGCUACUACAAGAUUCGCAUCGGUGAAGUCUUGAAUGGUCGGUAUCAGAUCCAGGCAGCACUGGGAAGGGGUAUGUUCUCAGGGGUAGCCCGUGCCGUCGACAUCACCACGAAGGAGCUCGUCGCCAUCAAGAUGAUGCGAAACAAUGACGCCCUCCGAAAGGGAGGAUACACAGAGAUUGCUAUUCUGGAGAAGCUCAACGAGGCCGACCCUGAGGGACGCAAGCACAUCAUCAAGUUUAUCCGCCAGUUCGACUACAAGGGCCAUCUGUGCAUGGUGUUCGAGAACCUGAGCAUGAACUUGCGAGAGGUUUUGCGGAAGUUUGGUAACAAUGUGGGUAUCAAUCUUGGAGCAACGCGAGCAUACGCAUACCAGAUCUUUGUCGCUCUCGCGCACAUGCGAAAGUGCAGUAUCAUUCAUGCUGAUCUCAAACCGGACAACAUCUUGGUAAACGAGAGUCACAACGUGCUCAAGAUCUGUGAUUUGGGUACGGCUAUCGACAAGACGGAUGCGGCGACAGCGCACAUGGAUGUCACUCCAUACCUCGUCAGUCGAUUCUACCGAGCGCCGGAGAUUAUUCUGGGCAUUCCUUACGAUUACGCCGUCGACAUGUGGUCCAUCGGCUGCACGUUGUAUGAGAUGUACACCGGCAAAAUCCUCUUUGCUGGAGACAGCAACAACCAGAUGCUCAAGGCAAUUAUGGAGAUUAGAGGAAGGCUAACGCCGAAGCUGUUCAAGCGUGGUCAACUAUCGCCAGCUCAUUUCGAUGACAAGGGACAAUUCGUCAGCAUCGAACGAGACAAGGUUCUCGGAAAGGUAUGUUGUGAUUCCAUUCACUCCCUCCACGUUGUUUCUGUUGUUGUUUUUGCCAUCACACUCCUUGCAUCUGCCUACAAGCGCCAUAUGGCCACGCUCUUGGUGGCCGCCCACGCGAAGCUUAUGCUAUUUUUGCCACAAUGGCUGGGGGCUGUUCCAUCAUGGGGCUCUGCGAGCGUAAGCGCCUAG
Messenger RNA from Fusarium fujikuroi IMI 58289, 2421 nucleotides. RefSeq names its product related to mRNA splicing-associated serine-threonine protein kinase. Gene Ontology annotation, biological process: peptidyl-threonine phosphorylation; peptidyl-serine phosphorylation. Bases 1 to 2421 code for a protein of 806 amino acids. NCBI's taxonomy places the organism in Eukaryota, Fungi, Ascomycota, Sordariomycetes, Hypocreales, Nectriaceae. Gene Ontology annotation, molecular function: protein serine/threonine kinase activity; ATP binding. The record is from RefSeq and is a predicted model, not a curated record. The transcript has 4 exons.